This is a messenger RNA of Halichondria panicea, 5893 nucleotides long. RefSeq names its product plexin-A1-like. NCBI's taxonomy places the organism in Eukaryota, Metazoa, Porifera, Demospongiae, Suberitida, Halichondriidae. Gene Ontology annotation, cellular component: semaphorin receptor complex; plasma membrane. The record is from RefSeq and is a predicted model, not a curated record. Gene Ontology annotation, molecular function: protein binding; semaphorin receptor activity. The transcript is spliced from 28 exons. Bases 94 to 5724 code for a protein of 1876 amino acids. Gene Ontology annotation, biological process: regulation of cell migration; semaphorin-plexin signaling pathway involved in axon guidance.
UUUGCAAGCAGUUAGCUAGCUAGUCUCGCGAGCAGACUUUUCCUAGAGGGAGACUAUUAGCUAGCUAGCCGAGUACGAGUACGUCGAGUAGCUAUGGGGUCAAGAAGAGUUCUACUACAGCUGGUGGUAGUACUACUAUCAGUGAAAACCUUGUAUUGUCAAUCGUUUUCCGACUUUGCUGCCUCUCCCAACGGCCCGGGACUGCAAGUGGACUCCACUGGGCGAGCAUACCUGGCUGCAGGCAAUAACCUGUAUAGACUGAGUGCACAGCUAACACCAGAUGAGACAGUUGAUUUAGGAGCUACUGUCAUCACUAGAGGACUGGCUCUGAGCUCUACUGGGACGGUGGUGGUGUGUUUAGUGGAUCUUUCUUGCUCUGUCUACAAUGGCAGCAAUCUCAGUGCUGGUCCUAUCAGGACUGUCACUAAUGCUAUAGCUUCUGCUGAUCCUGACUUUGGAGCAGCUAUCAUUACAUCAGGAGCCACUUUCUACACUGGAGCAUCCACUGGUGCGGGAACCGUAGCAAUGGGGCAUAGGAUGACACUGCAACAGUUUGGAGAAGGAUUCAAUAGAUCCUCUAAUAAUCCAUCACCACUGGCUUUUGGGGUUAGUGACUUUUCACGACAAUUCUAUGGUGGAUUUGUGAGUGGUAACUUUACCUACUAUGUUGUCUCUGACUACCGACCUAGGAUUGAUCAAACGCGAGCUAUUCGACUGCUACGUGUCUGCAACAUGCCUGAUUGUGAAGGUGCCAGCACGUGUGGAGUGACUGCUUUGUACGAGUUUGGUUUCGAUUGUGGAGGUCGAACAAUCAGUGAACGUACUCGUGUGUGUGGAGUGUCACUAGUGGAGGACUUUAGUAGGAUAUCUGGACCCACUGUUGUGAUCACUAUUUGUACACCUGGGUUCACUGAUAGAAGCUUUGUUUGUGUGGUCGACCUCACUGCUGUCAAUGUUGAUUUGGAUGCUAAGUACAAGUCUUGUAUUGUAUCACGAACUGCUAGUGAAGAGAUUGGUUUAGCAUGGAGAACAGGUUCCUCAGAGAACUGCGAUAGCCUGCUUCCUCAGGUAACAGGGGACAGAUGUGACACAGCCACUCCAGUCGGUGUUCUUGCCCCCGAUGGUGGUCGUAACAACCAAGCACCAGUGCGUGUUAAUUUUGCAGGCAGUCCUCUUCCCACUGCUUCAGUAGCUGUGAAGAUGGAGCAGUUCUCUUUUGUGUUUGUGGCCACCAAUGACCUAUUCAUAAGAGGACAUGAUAUCAGUGGUGCUGGUGUUUCUACCAUAAUAUUCUACAAUCAACCAGUGACCUCUACGGUACAUCAAUUGUCAUGGCAGGAAGGAUUGAACUACAUCACGGCAGCCACUAACAACUCUGUGUUCAGAGUCCCCAUUGAGGAGUGUUCCCAGCGUAUGGACUGUACCAGUUGUACCAAUGACCCCAACCCGCUGUGUGGGUGGUGUGUGGUGGAGAACAAGUGCUCUCGUCAGACCCAGUGUCAAAACUCCAGUCUCUCCAGUAGAUGGAUACAAGAUAAUACCAUCUGUGUUACUGCUACUGUGGACCCAAUGCAACUAGUGCUUGAUCCUGAGAUUCCUGCUAGUGUGCUCACAGUGAACCUCACCUCCCCUGGCCUACCUGCCCUCCUGCCUGGAGAGACCUUCUCUUGUCACGUGGCAGACAGUGAAGGACGUUUCCCUCCCAUCAUAGUACCAGCUGUUGAGGUCACCCAGGGAACAGUGUAUAACUGCAGUAUUGCAGAGAUGGUACCUGACUAUGCUGGAGUGACUGCAACCAUCAACCUGGGCUUUCAGAGCUCUCUGUUCAAUGUACCAUUUGACAUCACCAACCAAGCACUCAUCAUCUAUAGGUGUUCAGCAGGAGAGAGUUGUAAGGAUUGCCUGGGGCCCAACAGUCCCUGUGGAUGGUGUAACCUCAUCAAGCAGUGCAGUGGAACAUCAGCUCCUUGCAGGAAUGUGUCCAACUUCCUACAGGUGUCUAUGUCUACAAACUUCAUAGACCUAUGCCCCCUAUUGGAUACACCCCCCACGGGGGGGGUGUACACUAUACCAGUGAGGGUGGUCCAGGAUCUUAGACUGACCACCAGGAACCUCAUACCCCCAACUGAUGGCUUCAACUAUUCAUGUUCAGUGGGUGGAGUGUCUCUAACAGCUCAAUAUGAGAACGAGAACUCCAUAGUGUGCAAUGUGGGCAGUGAGAAACUCAAUCUACCUGAGGGUACUGGCAGCUCCUCUGUGGUUGCCAUGGUGAUAUGGUUCGGGAACGGUGUUACACGCCCACUCAGCAAUAUCAUGACACAGACCAACGUGACGCUGUUUGAUUGUCGUGGGUUGGGCAGUGAAUGUGCGGACUGCCUUGCGUCCAGUAUAGGGUCAGAGUUCACGUGUGGAUGGUGUAAGACAGAGGGAAGCUGUGAGGUGUUGCAAGAAUGCACCAUGAAUGACUUCGUUACUGAGGGGAGGAAUUGUCCUGCUCCUUCCAUCAACUCUAUUGAUCCAGUAUCUGGCCCAGUUCAAGGUGGCACUGCAAUCACAGUGAAGGGGACCAACCUUGGAGUGACCUUUGCCGAUAUUCAGAACUCUACUCUUACAUUACAGAAUGGAGGUUGUACUCCCAUUGACACUGACUAUAUGCCAGGGAGGCAGUUUGUCUGUGUCACCAUCAGAUUUGAGCUAGGGCCAGGCCCUAGUGCCUUCACUAUGAUUUUGUAUGGCACUCAAACGGUCAAUGCUCCACCCUUCACGGCUGUGAAUCCUGGUAUCAGUAGUGUAACACCGACCUUUGGACCCUUGGCGGGGGGUACUACACUGACUGUCCGGGGUAAUGAGCUAAGAGCGGGUAACCAUGAGAACACUGCGGUCACUCUAGUGGUCGAUGGAGGAUCACGCUAUCCAUGCAACAUCAACAUCAACAACACCAUAAGAGAUGUCAUGGCUCAGGAGAUUCGAUGCACUACAGCAGCAGGCAGCGUCCCCUCUGAUACAGAGGUCGUGGUGACUAUUGAUAAUGCUACACUCUCCUUUGGAGUGGUGUUCAGUUACCGUAACAACCCUAAUGUAACUGCUGUGUUUCCUAGCAACACUGUACCCAGUGGAGGCAUUACACUGACCUUUACUGGACUCAACAUGGACGUGGUACAGCAACCAUUUUUAGAGGUGUAUGGAGCAAUGGGGUCUCGUCUGAACAGCUCCUGUGUUUUAGUGAACGCUACUGCCAUCACAUGCUCCACUCCUAGUCUUGGGACGACCUUAUUGACCCCAUUGAACUAUUCACUGAGGUUUGAUGAUGCCCCGCCCACUACACAAGCACGCCUCCCCAUCACUGUCCAACCAGAUCCAUUCAACCUUAGACUAGAGGGUUCUAACAUGGCCACCACUGGCACAGCCACCAUCAUAAACAUUGUGGGUGAGCAUCUGGACUCAGUGGAGGCUAGUGAGAUAAGAGUGACAGUGGGGGGGUCAGAGUGUACGAAGACCACCACCUCCAACAGUAGAGGUAGUGAGAUCUUCUGUACUGUCCCCCGGGAACCACCAGGAGGAGUCAAUCCAGCCAUCAUUAAUGUAGCCAUUGGUACCAACAUCUCCCAAGCACUGGAGCGAAGACUAAGCUACACUACUGGAGUGGUGGGUGAAGUACUUCCCCUGGAGAUCAUAAUCCCUAGUGUAGUGGGGGGCUUUGCAGUGGUGGUAAUACUGCUGGUCUUAGUCAUGUGCUGUAUCAUCUGUGUCUACACGUCCAAGCACAAGAAGACAGAGCAGAGGUGGACUAACCUUCUCGCUCAGAUGGAACUACUCGAGAUUGAAAUGGCAGACGAGUGCAAGAGAGCCUUCACAGAGCUCCAGACUGACCUGGCUGACCUAGUCCACAUUACUGACCAGAACCUUCCCUACAGAGACUUCCGUACCUUUGCCAUGCGUUUCCUGUUCCCUCAGGCUGGUGACGAUCACCCAGUGCUGCACCCGCUGGUGCUCCCUGAGAAGUCUGACACUGAGCAGGUGGCCACUCAACUCAACAGCUUCAGGCAUCUAAUCAUGGACAAAAAGUUCCUUCUCAUUUUUGUCAGGACUUUGGAAUCUCAAGGCACUCAGUUCAACUUGAAUGAUCGCAGUACUGUGGCUUCUCUUCUCAUGGUGUGCUUCCAGGAUGACCUGGACUACGCCACAGAAAUUCUUCACCUGUUAUUGGCUGAGUUGAUGCGCAAGUCCAUGACUAAGAACUCUCAUCCUAAGCUCAUGCUGCGUCGCACUGAGUCAGUGGCAGAGAAGAUGUUAGCUAACUGGUUGGCCUUCUUACUCUAUCCUUAUCUACUAGAACAUGUUGGUGAGAAGUUGUUCAUUCUGUUCCGAGCCAUCAAGAGUCAACUGGAGAAGGGACCAGUGGACAUCAUCACAGGAGAGGCAAAGAACUCGCUGAGUGAAGAGAAGUUACUGCGUCACCACCAGAGGGACAUCAAGGUUGUGGAUGGUGAUGGUGUGGUAGUGGCUGAGAGUGGGGAAGAGUUUCCAGUGAGGUUGUUGGACUGUGACUCCAUCACUCAAUCCAAGGAGAAGGUACUGGAUGUGCUCUAUAAGAAUACCCCAGUCUCCAAGAGGCCACAGCUCACAGAGAUUGACCUGGAGUUGAUAUCUACCGGUGCUGCUGGUAUUCCACUGAGAGACCAAGAUGCCACUAACACGAAGGAUGGAGAGUGGAUCAAGGUCAACACACUGGGACACUACAAGCUGGAUGAGAUGUCUCAAGCUCAUGCUGAUAAUCCCAAGAACCCAGUUCCAAAGUUCAGGAUCAGCCGUCGCCCCGAGCGACCAGUCAGCGGCAUGAGUUUUGACAUGCUGGGUACGAUCAUUGCCAACAUCAGUGCCAACAACCGAGGGUCUGUGUACAUGCCCUCUGACCUCCCUCACACCUACCAUCUGGUCAAGCCAGAACCAGAGGACCCAACUGAUGGACAACGAGGGCAGAAGAUUGUGUCAGAGGUGUUCCUUACAAGACUACUCUCCACCAAGAGAAUCCUGCAGACGUAUGUGGAUGAGUUGUUUGAGAGUGUAUUUGCUGUCCCUCACGGUCGCCCACUCCCCAAGGCUAUCAAGUCUUUGUUUGAUUUCCUGGAUCAACAAGCUGCAGAGCUUGGUAUUCAAGACCCAGAGAUCCUCCACACAUGGAAGACCAACAGUGUUCCACUGCGCUUCUGGGUGAAUGUCAUCAAGAACCCAGACUUCCUAUUUGAUGUCAACAAGUCAGCCACUGUUGACUCCUGCCUCACUGUGAUUGCUCAGGCCUACAUUGAUGCUUGCUCUACCACUGACUUUAAGUACACCAAAGACACUCCAGCAGCAAGACUCUUGUAUGUCAAUGAUGUCAAGAAGUACAAGACUGGAGUGCUACAGUAUUAUGGGACCAUCCAGUCACUGCCCAAGGUGUCUGGGAGUGACAUGUGCCAAUACCUGAGGGAGACUGCUCAGGUGUGUGCAGACUCUGUGGCUCAAUAUGCACCAGAUACAACUAGCGAGAAAACUGCUGGCCCAACCUCAAUGAAAGGACAACUCUACUUUAUCACGGACAGUGCUCUGUACGAACUGUUCAAGUUUGCCAACAAGUUCUCAGAAGUGGUGACGGAUGGUUUGAAGGAAGAGGGGCUCACUAUUCAAGCUGCAAGCUUUGAUCAGAUCAAGAGGAACAUGAGAUCUGCCACCCACACCUCUUAGCUGGAACACAUUACUCUACACUUAGUGUAGCAAGUCCUUAGUUUGUGUGACUGUGUCAGUAGAAGAAACUUUAAAUAAUUUUAUAACAUGCACUUGCGUUUACCAUUUGUCAUUCUGUGCUAUUAUUAUCAUGAAAUCUUUUAUCGAUGAUAAAUAAUAUUGUUUUUAA